Plasmodium inui San Antonio 1 is the source of this 1566-nucleotide messenger RNA. RefSeq names its product exosome complex component RRP45. Bases 1 to 1566 code for a protein of 521 amino acids. NCBI's taxonomy places the organism in Eukaryota, Apicomplexa, Aconoidasida, Haemosporida, Plasmodiidae. The record is from RefSeq and is a predicted model, not a curated record. Gene Ontology annotation, biological process: U5 snRNA 3'-end processing; nuclear polyadenylation-dependent mRNA catabolic process; U1 snRNA 3'-end processing. Gene Ontology annotation, cellular component: cytoplasmic exosome (RNase complex); nuclear exosome (RNase complex). The transcript has a single exon.
AUGAAGAGUUGCAAAAACAAUGCAAACUUCUUCUGGUGCAACUUGAAAAAGAAGCUACGAUUGGAUGGACGAAAUUUUGAAGAUUCAAGAAACAUUUCGAUAUACUUUCUGGGAGAACACGGAAAUGUAGAGGUUUCUAUUGGGCACACAAAAGUUAUAUGCAGAAUCACGAGUGAAAUUGUGAAGCCAUUUGAUAAGAAACCAAACGAAGGAAUAGUAAAAGUAAAUUUAGAUAUAGAUAGUUUUACAAACGCAAAUGAUAAUUCCCAAAUUAGUGAUGAAUGUUUGGAAAUUAGAAAUUUAAUUGAAAGAAUUUUAAAAUCAAGUAAUCUUUUAAAUUUUGAAUCUUUGUGUAUUAUCCCCCAAAAGAAAGUGUGGUGUUUGUUAGUAAACAUUAUUGUCAUAGAAAAUGAUGGGAAUUUAUAUGACUCUUGCUAUUUGUCUGCCUACAGUGGAUUAGUACAUUAUCGAAACAAUGAAGUGACAGUUGAUAACAGUGGAAAUAUUAUUAUCGAAGAAGGGGAGACAAGUUACACCCCCUUGUCAAUUCAUAAUACUCCUAUUUUGACUACCUUUGCGUAUUUCAAUUGUGAAGCCAUAUGCCUGAUCGAUCCGUCCAUACAGGAAGAAGAAUUUAUGUCUUCCAAAUUAUCCGUUGCACUUAACAAAAACGGAAAAUUAGUGAGUAUAUUGAAACCGGGGGGGUCCCCUAUAUCGUAUGAAAAAAUACUUGAAGCUAUCGAGCUAGCGAAAAAAAGAGUUAAAAGCAUUUUGAAAAUUUUAGAAGAUGCGUUAGAGGAAGAUAAACAUUUAAGAAAUAGCUUGAAAAAGAAAAAUUUACAGAUCAAAUAUUCUUCCAAUCCUGUGCACAUAAAAUAUGAUGACGCACGUGUUCAUGCAAAACCGCUGGUUAUCCCCACCAACAAAUCAGUAAAAAAUAAUCUCAACAUUGAAAAAAUUAUAAAGAAAUAUGAACAGUACAUAUAUUCGCAGGAGGUGAAGAAGGAAGGAAAAGAAAAAUCGGCGCAGGGGGAGACAACCCUAGGGGACACUACGCGCACAAGUCAGUACCUGUUAAACGAAGAGCUUCGAAAAUUGAAGCAGAAAAGGGGAAUGAAGAAUGGUGAGGAGUUUGCCUACAUGGAUAAGUAUGAUGACGAUAUCAGCGAGAUCAGCGACAUCAGUAGUAACUUCGGCACAGGAAACGAAGUGGACCUUAGAAAUGCAGAUGUGGGGAAGAUAAAGAGACAAGAAUUCAGCGACGGCAACUCGCAUCUGCAUAAUUUGAAAAUGCAAAGAACAAGCGAGGUGUCCCGAAAGGAGAUAACUAACCCUCCAGAGUGUCAACCGAUGGGUGUCACCAGAACUGCGAACGAUAGGAUAGACGCCACUGUUCGCUCAAACCCGUAUUUUAAGGGAUACCCAAGUUUCCAGGACCAGAAAAGGAACGCGAGUGCCAAGAAGCACGCCGACUCGUCUGUCGUCUCGAAUGACGAUUCAUCCGACAUAGACUUCUCCGUGGCGAUUAACCAGAAUUUGAAGAAAACAAAGAGGAAAAAAAGCUAA